Molecule: messenger RNA, 3438 nt
Organism: Owenia fusiformis
Lineage: Eukaryota; Metazoa; Annelida; Polychaeta; Sabellida; Oweniidae
Source: the annotation of a GenBank genome assembly
CACGGUUUCUAGCCAACAAAGGUAGGUAUCCACCCCUUAUUGUUAAUAGAUAUUUUAUAUUCUUUGAUAAAGAGUCAUUCUAGUACAUUUUCGCUUUGAGAUUUAUCUGAAAAAGAUGUGUAGGCCCAAACUUCAUUUUAUUUGAAUAUUUCUCGUUUUUUUAAAAAUCCAGAUCAUGAGAGCACCGGGAGCUAUUUACAUAAGAUCUGUUUGGUAUUUAGUGCUUUCUUUUCUCCAAGCAAUUUCACAAGCUUUUUGUUUUUCAGGUCAAUAUGGCAUCCGCUGAUCAAGCAUGCUACACCCUGAUCAACAUACCAUCAGAUGUUGAGCCUCCCAAUGAGAUGCAACUGCGUCAAGACUUAGAAAAGGGUGAUAUUAGAACUAAACAAGAAGCUCUGAAAAAGACUAUCCAGUUGAUUCUGAAUGGCGAGAAGAUGCCCUCAUUGUUGAUGACAAUUAUCCGAUUCGUCAUGCCCAUUCAGGACCACACCAUAAAGAAACUAUUGCUGAUCUUCUGGGAAGUUGUCCCUAAAUAUUCAGGAGAUGGCAAACUCCUUCAGGAGAUGAUCUUAGUCUGUGAUGCUUACAGAAAGGAUCUUCAACAUCCAAAUGAGUUCAUAAGAGGCUCUACCCUGAGAUUCCUAUGUAAAUUAAAGGAGCCUGAGUUGAUUGAGCCACUUAUGCCAGCUAUAAGAGCAUGUCUAGAUCACAGACAUUCAUAUGUAAGAAGAAAUGCAGUACUGGCCAUAUACACAAUUUAUAGAAACAAUGACUUCCUAAUUCCUGAUGCUCCAGAGUUGAUUGCUAACUUCCUAGAGGGCGAACAGGAUGCCUCAUGUAAACGUAAUGCAUUCAUGAUGCUUAUACAUGCAGACCAGGAACGUGCAUUAAACUACUUGAGUAGCUGUAUUGACCAAGUGAACUCAUUCGGUGACAUCCUCCAGCUUGUCAUCGUGGAGCUGAUCUAUAAGGUAUGUCACGCCAACCCCCAGGAGCGAGCACGGUUUAUCAGGUGUAUUUACAACCUGCUGAACUCCUCCAGCCCUGCUGUCAGAUAUGAGGCUGCCGGCACCCUGGUCACCCUCUCUAGUGCUCCCACUGCUGUCAAGGCUGCAGCCAGUUGUUACAUAGAGUUGAUUGUGAAAGAGAGUGACAACAAUGUCAAGCUGAUCGUCUUAGACAGACUCAUUGGCCUAAAGGAGGUACCAGCACAUGAGAAGGUUCUUCAGGAUCUGGUGAUGGACAUACUUAGAGUACUAGCUGCUACAGACAUGGAAGUCAGAAAGAAAACCCUCAGUCUCACACUCGAUCUUGUCACCUCUAGGAAUAUAGAAGAGAUGGUGCUUGUCCUGAAAAAAGAAGUUGUGAAGACGAACAAUGCAAUAGAACAUGAAGAUACUGGCAAAUACAGACAGCUGCUUGUGAGAACUCUACAUCAAUGUAGCGUCAAGUUCCCUGAUGUUGCUAACACCAUCAUACCUCUACUGAUAGAGUUCCUGAGUGACCAGAAUGAGCUAGCCUCAGCAGAUGUGUUGGUGUUCGUACGUGAAGCCAUACAGAGGUUUGAUCAACUCCGACCACUCAUCAUCAGUAAACUCCUAGAGGUGUUCCCAUCCAUUAGUAGUGUCAAAAUUUUCCGGGCCACUCUAUGGAUCCUUGGUGAAUACUGUGGCACCCCUGAAGACAUCCAGAGCGUAAUGACCCUGGUUCGCCAGUCCCUUGGGGAGAUACCUAUUGUUGAUGAUGAAAUGAGGAAGGCCUCGGGAGAUGCUGACAAAGAGGAAGAGCUAGCUGCAAUGCAGGCAGGGAAUGUACAGAAACUGGUCACUGAGAUGGGAACUUAUGCCUCACAAAGUGCCUAUAGUCAGGCUAAGCCCAACAAGAAGGAGGAAACUAGACCUACACUGAGACAAUAUUUGAUGGAUGGCGACUUCUUUGUGGCAGCUGCUCUGGCCACUAGUCUCACUAAACUGUCCCUGAAAUUCCAACAGAUUGUCGACAACAAGAAAAAACAGAAUUCAUUCAAUGCAGAGGCAAUGUUGAUCCUAUCCACUGUGCUACAUUUUGGCAAAUCUGGGCUUCCCACUAAGCCAAUCACUGAAGAUGAUGUUGACAGGAUAGCCCUGUGCCUGAAGGUGUUAUCAGAGCAUUCAGAUCUUAUGUUGGACAUCUUCAAUCGUCUCUGUAGACAGUCCCUCUCUACAAUGCUGACUGUUAAGGCAGAGGAGGAUAAAGAAUUUGCAAAGUCAACAGAGAAAAAAGCUGUAAAGGUGCAAGCAGAUGACCCUAUAGGCUUCAUUCAACUGGUCAACAAGAAUGAAUUAGGUGCGACAGAGAACCAGUUUGAAUUGACCCUCUCACAAGCCCUGGGUAUGAAAGCUAACAAAGAUGUAGACUUCACCAGCUCCUCAAAACUUAACAAGGUGACACAACUGACUGGUUUCUCUGAUCCUGUAUAUGCUGAGGCCUAUGUUCAUGUUAACCAGUAUGACAUUGUCUUAGAUGUACUCAUUGUCAACCAGACUGGUGACACUCUACAGAAUCUGACACUAGAACUUGCUACCUUAGGUGAUCUGAAGCUGGUAGAGAAACCUCAACCAGUCACCAUGGGCCCACAUGACUUCUGUAACAUCAAGGCCAAUGUUAAAGUAGCCUCUACUGAGAAUGGCAUCAUAUUUGGCAAUAUAGUUUAUGAUGUUUCCGGUGCAGCCAGUGACCGCAACUGCGUCGUGCUGAAUGACAUCCAUAUAGAUAUCAUGGACUACAUCGUCCCUGCCACAUGCACGGACACAGAGUUCCGACAAAUGUGGGCAGAGUUUGAAUGGGAGAAUAAGGUGUCCGUCAACACAAAUAUCAGUGAGCUGAAUGAGUACAUGCAGCACUUGCUGAAGUCUACCAAUAUGAAGUGUCUUACUCCAGAGAAAGCCCUGAAGGGAGAUUGUGGUUUCAUGGCCGCCAAUAUGUACGCUAGGUCCAUAUUUGGAGAAGAUGCACUUGCCAACCUCAGCAUAGAGAAACCCAUCCACAUAGGACCUGAUGCUCCGGUUACUGGACAUAUAAGAAUCAGAGCCAAAAGUCAGGGCAUGGCUUUGAGUUUGGGAGAUAAGAUCAACCUGUCGCAGAAGAAAGCUGCAAAGACUGGCCAUGGAAACUAAUAUGAUAGAAUUAAAACAGACAUUGGGACUAUUCAGUGUAACAUUGGGACUAAUCACUGCAUCAUUGGGACUAUUCAGUGUAACAUUGGGACUAAUCACUGCAUCAUUGGGACUAUUCAGUGUAUCAUUGAGACUAUUUUGAAGUGUGGUUUGCUGCAGUUGAAAGUUGAUUCAUAAAAAACAUUUUUGUGGGAAGAAUGACUUACAACCAUGACUUCACCAAAAAUGUACUCCAAUAUGACACUGUAUUUUUUUUCAUAAAAUUGAGACUAUAGCUUAUUUU